This is a messenger RNA of Eremothecium sinecaudum, 1302 nucleotides long. It is a transcript of the gene AAN1, whose product is annotated as Aan1p. The transcript has a single exon. The coding region runs from base 1 to 1302 and encodes 433 amino acids. NCBI's taxonomy places the organism in Eukaryota, Fungi, Ascomycota, Saccharomycetes, Saccharomycetales, Saccharomycetaceae. The record is from RefSeq and is a predicted model, not a curated record.
AUGAUGACUGAUCAUUGCAAAUGCCCAUCAAAAGCUAAAACAGAGUGCUGUAAUUCCGCAUUGGUGAUGGAUAUCCCUUUAUCUUUGCAGAAGAAGCGGAAGCAUCGACGGUACAGGUUUCAGUUUCACAAGCACAUGAAAUACCAUGGUACAUCUUACCAGAAGGUAACGUCAAUGCAAUACUUGUUGGAGAAGUAUGGAGAACAAAGAGCUGCUACGAUUAUGUCUUUUGUUAAUUGUAUUCAUAAGAAGAUAAAUCGGGAUGUUAGCAGGAUAGACGAUAGUUACAUCAAUAAUGAAGUUUCUAAAUGGGCAAAAUCGAAGUUAUUUCUUCUUCUAGUGACUCUUUCUCAGCGAGGAGGGCCCGAAUACUGGAUGGACAAGAAUAAUGGGGGUCAAAGCGGAUUACCUUCAAAAUCCGAGACCCAACAAGAGAAGAAGAACUGUUCAAUGGAAGAAACCAAAAGUGACUUGGGGGAGACUCGGGUAGUAUGUACCUUAGUGGAGCAGAUUAUGAGGGAAAAUAUAACUGCAGAUUACGAUGAGAGUGUUCACGAUGAGAAUUACGUUUUCUCUACAAUAUGGGCGAACUUCAUGGAAGGGUUGAUUAACCAUUAUUUGGAAAAGGUUAUAAUUCCAGGGUCCGAACUGAAAGUAUGUCAGCAGCUGUACAAGCCAAUGAUGAAGAUUAUAUCCCUUUACAAUGAAUAUAACGAACUGAUGGAAAAAAGUGAACGGAAUGGCUUUUUGCCAACGGAGGAACCGUCUAGCAGCUCAGCUGUUGAAAACGGUUAUGAAGGUGACAGAGCCUCGACUCCAUCCACAGCUGUAAGUUGUUGUACAGAAACUACUGAUAGUAAAUUGGAAAAAGCACAGAAACUAUUGUGGCAAGCACGGCAGGAUAUACCCAAGACGAUUAGCAAAGAAUUAACGUUGCUUUCGGAAAUGUACUCUACACUGAGUGCGGACGAGCAGGAUUACGAGUUAGAUGAAUUUGUAUGCUGUGCAGAGGAGUAUAUUGAAAUGGAAUACUUGCCUGCUCUUAUUGACCUUUUAUUUUUGAAUUGUGGUCGGGUUAUCUUCUGGAAAGUAAUGCUAGUCUUGGAACCAUUUUUCUACUACAUAGAAGAAAUCGAUGAGAACAACGACCCGGUGGAAGAAGAUGAGGAAGAGGAUGCCUCUACAAUUAACCCGGCGUCAGCAGGACAUCAUGGCGGAGGCAACUUGAAUAGCGUACCUGAUCCAAGGGUUGUGACUUUGGAGAAAAUAUGUGAAGUCGCUGCUAGACAAAAGUGGAUUUAA